This is a messenger RNA of Budorcas taxicolor (takin), 1790 nucleotides long. It is a transcript of the gene SNAPC3, whose product is annotated as small nuclear RNA activating complex polypeptide 3. Gene Ontology annotation, biological process: snRNA transcription by RNA polymerase II; snRNA transcription by RNA polymerase III. Gene Ontology annotation, cellular component: snRNA-activating protein complex. The record is from RefSeq and is a predicted model, not a curated record. Lineage: Eukaryota; Metazoa; Chordata; Mammalia; Artiodactyla; Bovidae. Gene Ontology annotation, molecular function: bent DNA binding; RNA polymerase III type 3 promoter sequence-specific DNA binding; RNA polymerase II cis-regulatory region sequence-specific DNA binding. The coding region runs from base 14 to 1237 and encodes 407 amino acids. The transcript is spliced from 10 exons.
GAGUGGGGCGAACAUGGCUGAAGACAGCCGAGGCGACCCAGCGUGCGGUGGAAUGGAUGGCAGGCAGGACCCGGUCCCCAGCAGUGGUGGCUUCAACUUUCCAGAGUACGAGCUUCCUGAGCUAAACACGCACGCUUUCCAUGUGGCCGCCUUCGGGGAGCUGUGGCGUGGCCGGCUGCGCGGGGAAGGGGACCUGUCGCUGAAGGAGCCGCCGGCGGACCGAGAAGUCACCGACUCCGGCUGCGAGGAUGCCGCCGCGGCCCGCGAUCUGGGCUGCAGUCUGGAAACGGCGGCCGAGCUGAGGGCGGUGUGCGGCCUUGAUAAACUGAGGUGCCUUGAAGAAGGGGAGGAUCCAGAAGUCAUCCCAGAAAAUACUGACCUGGUGACUUUAGGGAUUAGAAAGAGGCUUCUGAAGCACCGGGAGGAAACCUUAAGGAUAGAUCGAGCCUGCAGACAAGAAACAUUUGCUUACGAGAUGGAGUCACAUGCUGUAGGGAAAAAGCCUGAAAAUUCAGCAGACAUGAUUGAAGAAGGAGAGCUUAUCCUAUCUGUAAAUAUCUUUUACCCUGUGAUUUUUCAUAAGCACAAAGAACACAAGCCCUACCAAACAAUGCUGGUAUUGGGCAGUCAAAAGCUCACGGAACUGAGGGAUUCCAUUUGCUGUGUCAGUGACCUCCAGAUUGGUGGGGAAUUCAGCAACACUCCUGACCAGGCUCCUGAGAACAUCAGCAAAGACCUAUACAAAUCAGCCUUCUUUUAUUUUGAAGGAACAUUUUAUAAUGAUAAAAGAUACCCUGAGUGCAGAGAUUUGAGCAGAACCAUCAUUGAGUGGUCAGAGUCACAUGAUAGAGGCUAUGGAAAGUUUCAGACUGCUAAGAUGGAAGACUUCACCUUCAAUGACUUGUAUAUUAAAGUGGGUUUUCCUUACUUAUACUGUCAUCAGGGAGACUGUGAACACGUUGUUGUCAUUACUGACAUAAGGCUUGUGCAUCAUGACGACUGCCUGGAUAAGACACUUUAUCCUCUUCUCAUCAAGAAGCAUUGGCUCUGGACCAGAAAAUGUUUUGUUUGUAAAAUGUUCACAGCUCGAUGGGUGACGAACAAUGACAGUUUUGCACCACAGGACCCGUGUUUCUUUUGUGAUGUUUGCUUCCGAAUGCUCCAUUAUGAUGCAGAAGGCAACAAACUGGGGGAAUUCCUCGCUUAUCCCUAUGUUGAUCCUGGAACCUUUAAUUAAUAUCCAGAAGUAUACCCUUGUGAAAUAACUUGGUUACUUUACUUCCAAGAAAUGCCAACGAGGGACAGGAUCCACCAGAAACAAUUGGCUAAAGUUGUCAUCCCCACAAAAAGUUCAAAUCACAGAUCUUCUUAAGCAGUCUGAAUGUAUUUAAAUGUUUGAAUUAAAUUAAUAUUUAUUCCAAAAUAUAGUUUCUUGCCCAUUUUUAAGUGAGUUGUCUAUUGAGUUGUAGGACAAAUCCUUUGUCAGACAUAAGUAUUCUGGUUUUCUCCCAGUCUGUACUUUGCCUAUUUGCUUUGUCCAGAAGGGUUUUUGCUCAUCUACCAUUAGCAAAAUUUUCCUAAAGAUACAUCAAGUGAUGGAAGUGUUUUGAAAAUUCUUUGAAGAAUAUGAGAGCUACACCUUGUACCAUGAGGCUUCCAAGGUUAUAUUUAUAUUCAGCUGAAUUCUACUUUCCCUGGAUGGCUGAGAACAUUUACCAUAUAAAUAAAAAACUGAUGAAGCCUGUAAGACAUGUGUUUGAAAAGUUAACAAUAAAAUGUUUUAUGGACUU